UUGUUUGAAGUUUAACCUCGAACGGGAGUUCUUUUCUCCGAGUGUAGUGCACUUAUUUACACGUGUUUUGAGAUGGCCCCGACUAAAGAAAAGGCCGCCGCGUCCCCAAAAGUGGUUAAAAAGGCAAAAAAAAUGCAUAGGUUCAGGAACCCAUUGCUGGCCGAUGGCGUACGGCGUUUUUCCAAGGGUAAAGUGGUGCAGAGAAAGAAGAUGUUCGCCCUGAAGAGUCUCAAGAAGGUGCGUGUUGAGAAGCCGAAAGUCGCCAUUACUGUUGUGAAGAAGAUUGGCGGAGCUAAAAACGGUGGCGAACGGAAGGUAAUGUUGCGGAAAAACAAGAGUUAUCUGCCAACCAAGAAUAUCGUCCGCAAGAGAGUUGGCAAGCGUUGCUUCCGCAACCACAAGCGAAACACCCGUAAGACUUUGAAGACAGGAAAAGUUCUGAUCCUGCUGGCUGGUCGCCAUAAGGGCAAGCGUGUUGUCCUACUGAAGAUUCUCCAAUCGGGACUGCUGCUCGUAACUGGUCCAUUUGCUUUGAAUAGCUGUCCGCUGCGUCGUAUCUCGCAGAACUAUGUCAUCGCCACCAAGACUCGUCUGAAUGUGAAGAAGGUCAAGCUGCCGAAGCACAUCAACGACGGCUACUUCCGUCGGGUGGUGAAGAAGAAAAACACCCGCGCCGAGCGCGACAUCUUUGCCGAAAAGGAGGAGAAGUAUGUCCCUUCGGAGCAGCGCAAGGCGGACCAGAAAAAGGUCGAUGCUGCUGUCAUGAAGGUCAUCGCUGCCCACAAGGAGUCCAAGGUGAUUAAGCGCUAUCUAAAAUCGAUGUUCUCGCUACGAUCAAACCAGUUCCCCCAUCGUAUGCAGUUCUAAGCUGAUUCCGGGUCAAGGAAGAACAUUGUUAAUAAGAUUUAAAAUAGAUGGGUCAACAACACAGAACAGCUGGAUUAUAUUACAGUACGGAAAAUACAUUUUAAGAUUGUAUCUUGAAA
Messenger RNA from Wyeomyia smithii (pitcher-plant mosquito), 986 nucleotides. RefSeq names its product 60S ribosomal protein L6 (gene RpL6). The coding region runs from base 73 to 867 and encodes 264 amino acids. Gene Ontology annotation, biological process: cytoplasmic translation; ribosomal large subunit assembly. Gene Ontology annotation, cellular component: cytosolic large ribosomal subunit; ribosome. Gene Ontology annotation, molecular function: structural constituent of ribosome; RNA binding. The record is from RefSeq and is a predicted model, not a curated record. The transcript has a single exon. NCBI's taxonomy places the organism in Eukaryota, Metazoa, Arthropoda, Insecta, Diptera, Culicidae.